CUAAUUAAAGAAAGAAAAUUGUUAAAGUCCUUUCUCUCUCUUUCCACUUUCCCUCCAUGGCUACACCGCCGAUCAGGACACACACAAUACCGUAAAAUAAUCUCCUGUUCACCAGCACUUCUCAUCUCAUAAUAAUAGAAAUACUGAAAACGACGAUAGAUAUUUUCCUUUAUUUUAAUAAUUCUUAGUGGACUUUUCUACUAUGAGUAUGAUCUAAUUUUGUUAUAAAAUCAGAGCAGAGAACCUUCAAGCUACCAUUACUGUUUGAAACCAUUUCUUUCUACCACCUCUUCAUCUUUUGUUUUUGAGAUCCAACGAGUGCGUUUGGUUAGGGAGAGAAAGUCAGCUGUCAAGUAAAAUGGAGAGUACAUUGAAGGAGAUAAGAGGUGGAGCAUCGGUGCUCGAGCCUAAGUCCACCGUCGGUGGUGGCGUUGAGGACGUUUACGGCGAGGAUCACGCUACCGAGGAUCAACUAGUUACUCCAUGGACUAUAUCAGUCGCCAGUGGGUACUCGCUGUUGAGGGAUCCACGCCAUAACAAAGGACUUGCAUUUACUGAGAAAGAGAGGGAUGCCCAUUACUUGCUUGGCCUUUUACCACCAGUGGUUGCAACCCAACAGCUUCAGGAGAAGAAGUUGAUGCACACUAUAAGACAAUAUCAACUUCCUCUUCAAAAAUAUAUGGCCAUGAUGGAACUUGAGGAGAGAAAUGAAAGACUGUUCUACAAGCUUCUCAUUGAUAAUGUUGAAGAGUUGCUUCCCAUCGUAUACACUCCAACAGUAGGCGAAGCUUGCCAGAAGUAUGGAAGUAUCUUCAAGCGCCCUCAGGGGCUAUACAUUAGUUUGAAGGAGAAGGGGAAAAUUCUUGAUGUGCUGAAAAACUGGCCUGAAAGAAGUAUUCAAGUUAUUGUUGUGACAGAUGGUGAGCGGAUUCUGGGACUUGGGGACCUUGGCUGUCAGGGGAUGGGUAUUCCUGUGGGAAAAUUGGCUCUCUACACUGCUCUUGGAGGAGUUCGCCCUUCUGCCUGUUUGCCUAUCACCAUUGAUGUGGGAACGAACAAUGAGCAAUUGCUGAAGGAUGAAUUCUAUAUUGGACUCAGACAGAGAAGGGCAACAGGCCAGGAAUACUCUGAACUUCUACAUGAGUUCAUGACUGCUGUAAAGCAAAACUAUGGAGAAAAAGUCCUUAUACAGUUUGAGGAUUUUGCUAACCACAAUGCUUUCGAGCUGCUUGCAAAAUAUGGUACAACUCAUCUGGUCUUCAACGAUGAUAUACAGGGGACAGCAUCUGUUGUUCUUGCAGGGGUUAUUGCAGCACUGAAGUUGCUUGGUGGUUCUCUGGCUGAUCAUACUUUCUUAUUCCUUGGUGCUGGGGAAGCUGGAACUGGUAUAGCAGAGCUUAUUGCUCAUGAGAUGUCAAAACGGGCUAAUGCUCCUUUGGAAGAGACUCGCAAGAAGAUUUGGUUGGUGGAUUCAAAGGGGUUGAUUGUUAGCUCUCGUAAGGAUUCACUUCAACACUUCAAGAAACCCUGGGCUCACGAGCAUGAACCUGUGAAGAAUCUCUUAGAUGCAGUCAAGGCAAUCAAACCAACAGUUUUAAUUGGAUCGUCUGGAGUAGGAAGAACAUUUACAAAGGAAGUGGUUGAAGCCAUGGCUUCCUUAAAUGAGAAACCUGUAAUCAUGGCUCUCUCCAACCCAACCUCACAAUCAGAAUGUACAGCUGAAGAAGCUUAUACUUGGAGUAAAGGAAAAGCAAUUUUUGCUAGUGGAAGUCCAUUUGAUCCUGUUGAAUAUGAGGGCAAAAUUUUUGCUCCUGGCCAGGCCAACAAUGCAUAUAUUUUCCCUGGAUUUGGUUUGGGUUUGGUUAUCUCUGGAGCAAUUCGUGUUCAUGAUGAAAUGCUUCUGGCAGCAUCGGAAGCGUUGGCUGGCCAAGUUACGGAAGAGAACUAUAGUAAGGGGCUGAUUUACCCACCUUUCUCUAACAUCAGAAAAAUUUCAGCACAUAUUGCUGCUAAUGUAGCCGCAAAGGCAUAUGAACUUGGGUUGGCUACACGUCUACCUCGUCCGGAGAACCUUGUGAAAUAUGCUGAGAGUUGCAUGUACAGUCCUGUAUAUAGAAGCUACCGCUAAUUUUGUGAUUUUAUCCGUGUAAGAUAUGGGCUCAGCAAGUGUAGCAGCAGUGAGCAAAAUAAGAUUUUCUGAUUUAAAUAAUGAAUAUGGUUUGUGUUUGUAAUUUUGGGCUUUACUUUACUUUAAUGUGAAGCCACGAGUUCCUGAUUGUGUGCCUAAAAGUUGUAGCUCUAAAGAUUAUGAGAUUUUCUGAUAUGAAUAAUCAAUAUGUACUUGUGCAUAGGCAUGUUGUAGGAUUACAAGGAGUUACCAAUUGGAAUAAUUAUGUAAUAUCCGUUUGAAUUUUAUUAACCUCCUCCUUUUUAGUGCGUA
Molecule: messenger RNA, 2440 nt
Organism: Jatropha curcas
Lineage: Eukaryota; Viridiplantae; Streptophyta; Magnoliopsida; Malpighiales; Euphorbiaceae
Product: NADP-dependent malic enzyme
Biological process (GO): pyruvate metabolic process; malate metabolic process
Cellular component (GO): chloroplast
Molecular function (GO): NAD binding; malate dehydrogenase (decarboxylating) (NADP+) activity
Source: RefSeq, a predicted model, not a curated record